Molecule: messenger RNA, 1831 nt
Organism: Megalops cyprinoides (Indo-Pacific tarpon)
Lineage: Eukaryota; Metazoa; Chordata; Actinopteri; Elopiformes; Megalopidae
Exons: 8
Coding region: 212-1066 (284 amino acids)
Molecular function (GO): S-adenosylmethionine-dependent methyltransferase activity
Source: RefSeq, a predicted model, not a curated record
CGUAUGACUGGCCACGAUGUUUAGGUGUCUGUAGUUUCGUAGGGGCUUGCAGGUUGCCUCAAAGCACCGACAGGGUUGGCAGUGCGGCCGUCUAGAUGACCUGUAUCUGCCUAUGGGCCUCCAGAAGCUGCUUAACAGGACAUUGACUGGUGAAGUCCACCUGUAUCGGCUGAGUCACAGAGUAUAGCAGAGCUUUGGGCGUGAGAGCAACAUGACCCACAGGCUGUUCGAGGAGAAGCACCAUGCCUCCCUCUAUCAGAAGUACCGCUUUGUCCCCCCUGAACCACUCAAAGAGCUCAUCCUUCAGUACCUGGACAAUAAGAAAGGGCAGCCUCAUGUGUUAGCUGUGGACCUGGGCUGUGGGACAGGGCAGAACUCGCGCCUGCUGGCUCCUUACUUCCAGGAGGUUGUGGGCAUUGACAUCAGCGAAUGCCAGCUGGAGCAGGCCCGUGCAGUGCCAGGGUUUCCCAAUGUCACCUACAGGGUGGGGUCUGCGGAGGAACUGCCGUUCGAGGACAGCUCGGUGGACCUGCUGACCGCGGCGUCAGCGGCCCACUGGUUCAACCAGGAGCGGUUCCUGAAGGAGGCGGUGCGGACCCUGCGGCCCCGGGGCUGCAUGGCCCUGCUGGGCUACACGGACAACCUGGGGCUCCACUACGGCUCCUGCGGGGACAGGCUCAACUGCAUCUUUGAGGAGGUGAAGACGUUCCUGUCGCCCUAUGUAAGCACACCGGUGGCAGUGGCAAACACCAAGCUACAGGAUCUGUUUGAUGCCAUACCUUUCCCCGACAAAGAGAGGAUUGAGAGUAUUGAAGAAAGGAAGCGGCUCUCUGUUCCUGGAGGAGAUGGGAGUGUCAUCCCCGGACACAGAGGUGGAAGUGCAGUUGAAGUAUUUCUGCGUGCUGGCCUGCAAACCACAGUGAACAGCGUUUUAGAUUCGGACCGUGACUUUUGCCUUCGUGCAACUCCCGCCCACAGCAGCAGGGGGGCGUCAGUCGUCUAUUCCUGGCUGAGGCGAUUUCGUUCAGUUUCUCCGUGGGGCCCUCAUUGUAGAUGCACUGGUUAAUAGAGUAGAGCCCUCACACACUUAAUGUGCUAAUUUGUUGUAAUCGGGGCUGUAGCAAUUAAUGGAUUAAUUGGGUUGAACAGAAGAUUACUUGUGCAGGGAAAAAAAAAACCUCUAAGCUCUGACCUCUGAUUCAUUCAGCCUUGAUAUGUUUUAAUGACGUUUUGUAGUUGCUGGGUAUUAAAGAUGCUAUGAUUAUUAUAUUCAGCAGAUAUGAAAGCUAACAUGUGCACUGCUCAGUAUUAUUACAUCACCAGUACUCCUCAGAAUUAUUGAUUGAGGUUUAAAAUUGUGGUUAUGUGGUUGGAACAAUCAAGCAAUACAAAAAUUAAAAUGAUUGAUAAACAGCUUUUUGUGUGCAGUGCAGAGACUUGUUUUCGGUCUGUAUUUCAAUGCCAUUUCAAAUGAAAGGAUACCUGUUAUUCCUGUCAGAACUCAGGCAGGGACUCAAGCGCAGACAGAGAAAACUGGGCACAUGGGUUUAUUAAGUCCAGAGGGCAAUCUAGAAACGAAGUCAAGGCAGGCAGAGUCAAAAAACCAGAGCAGACACGGCGACCAAAACCACAGGGCAGGAACGAGGAGCGAAGUCGGGAAAACAGGCACGAAAACAGAACCGGCAGGCAGACACGACGAAAAGGCAAACAGCAAGUAACAACACAGCGAACCGGGACGAACCAGCAACAAGACAAGACACAAGCAGGACUUAAAUAGGGCAAGGCUGAUGAGAAGAUGGGAUGCAGGUGCGCAGGCAGGCAGGUGAAGACA